Molecule: messenger RNA, 2710 nt
Organism: Helianthus annuus (common sunflower)
Lineage: Eukaryota; Viridiplantae; Streptophyta; Magnoliopsida; Asterales; Asteraceae
Product: G-type lectin S-receptor-like serine/threonine-protein kinase SD3-1
Exons: 1
Coding region: 205-2613 (802 amino acids)
Biological process (GO): recognition of pollen; protein phosphorylation
Molecular function (GO): ATP binding; protein serine/threonine kinase activity
Source: RefSeq, a predicted model, not a curated record
GGUCCACCAUCCUAAAACACUACUCUCCUUCAAUCUCUCAACAUGCUUCUCUAGUUCUUUAACUCUUACCCCACUUUAAUCACUUUGAAUCCACACCACACCACACCACACCAACACAUAACAAUCCCUUCAAUUUAACAACAACCUCAUCUUCAUUCCCUUCAAUCACACACCCAAAAAGGUACAAUCUUUCCCCCUUUCUUUAUGCUAAAAAUGCUGCAAUCUUUCUUUAUUCCCAUCAAGAAUGUCAAAGGUAACACCUUUACAAUCAUAUGUUGUUCAUUCACUCUUAUAAUCUUGUUGGGUUUUCCUAAUUCUGUAUUAUGUGAUAAUCUUUCUAAAGAUUCAGCUUCAUUAGGCUUCCAAAUUAAAGGGUUUAGUAGUAAUAAUGAUGAUAAAGCUAACACCUUGAUGUCUGAAAAUGGGGUUUUUGAGUUUGGGUUUUUGGAAAAAGAUGGUGAAUUUGUUGUGGGUAUUAGGUAUAAUUUAGGCCCAAAAUUAGUUAACAUUCCUGUUUGGACUGUUGGUGGGGGAGUUAGGGUUUCAAUUAACUCAACAUUCACACUUUCAAUGGAUGGGAGACUAAUCUUGUUUGAAAAUUUUAAAAAUUCCAUAAUUUGGAGCACUGAUACUUCAAAUUUAAAUGUGGAAAAACUUACCCUUUUGAAUAAUGGUAAUUUGGUACUAAUGGGAAGUGAAAGUAAAGUGAUUUGGCAAAGCUUUGACCGGCCGACGAACACGUUGCUCCCCGGUCAAACCCUUAGUUACCCUCGAAACCUUAGAGCCCCGUCGACGAAAUCGGUUACUAGUUACUACACGUUUGUGGUUGAUCGUGAAGGGGUGGCGUUAAUGUGGGAAAGUAAUGUCACUUAUUGGCAAUCCCGUUUGAGUUCAUUGUCUAGUAGUGUUAAAGACGUUAGAUUUAAUCCGAACGGUGUUUUGGAAAUGUAUGAUGAAAUGGAAAAGAUUGUUUGGUCGGUUUCGAGUAAAGAUUUUGGCGAAAGUUCGGUGAGUUUGCGGCAUUUAAGAAUGGAUCAAGAUGGGAACUUGAGGAUUUAUUCAUGGGAUAAGGUUGCUCAUACUUGGAGAGUCGGUUGGCAAGCGGUGGAAGAUCAAUGCGACGUGUUUGGUUCGUGUGGGUUGUAUAGUGUUUGUGGGUAUAAUUCAACUGCACCCGUUUGCGGUUGUUUGUAUUCCGAUUCGUUAGAUCGGAGUAAUGAGUUUCCGUUAUCUGAUUCUGGUAACGGAAACUGUAAUAAAAUGGUCGAUUUAGGAAAUUGUAAAGCGCAUACGAGCAUGUUGGUUUUGAAACAAACGGUUCUUUACGGACUUUUCCCGCCUCAUGAUGUUGAUAUGAUGUUAAACGAAGAAGAUUGUAAAGAAUAUUGUUCUAAUGACACCACUUGUUACGCUUUGACUUCGAAAAACGAUGGGUCGGGUUUAUGCACGUUGAAAAGAACCGGGUUUAUAAGUGGAUCCACGUCCCCUUCGAUCCCUUCAACUUCGUUUUUGAAAGUUUGUUUAGUCCCACAAGCGGUUGCAGCAAAAGGCGCGAAUCCGAAUUCCACCCCGCAAGUCGUAUCUAUCCCGUUUCGAGGUAAUUAUCGGAAGAUUAUAAGCGCGGUCGCUUUCGUAGUUCUUGUGACGGUUUUGGUUAUCUUAGUGCUUGAAAUGUUCGUAGUUAUGUUUCUUUACCAAAAAAGGCGAAACGAUCCGAUAAAAAGAUCACUAAACGGGGCGAAAACGAAUCUUCGAAAUAGCGCGUUAAUUCGAUUAUCGUAUAAAGAGGUACACGAACUCACAUCGGGGUUUUCGAAUCAACUCGGGUUUUUCGUGUUCAAAGGUUUACUUUUCGAAGAAACGGUUGUAGUUGCAAAGGUACUUGAUGCAACGGUUUUAACCGAAAAGGAGUUUAUGAAGGCGGUUUCGAUCUUGGGCGGGACCCACCAUCGAAACUUAGUGUCUUUAAAGGGAUUUUGUUUCGAGCCGAAACAUAAGGUGUUAAUCUACGAGUGUGUCCCAAACGGGUCCGUUGAUAAAUGGUUAUUCGACAAAAACAAGAAAAACUGGGAAAAAAGAGUUGAUAUCGCGGUUGGAGUUACACGCGCACUCGCGUAUCUACAUACCGAAUGUCAAGUAUGCAUACCACACGGGAACUUGAAGCUCGAAAACGUGUUGCUCGAUGAAAAUUUAAGCCCGAAAGUGACGGAUUACGGGAUCAAGAGUUUUUUACAAAGCGAUGGCGCGUGUUCAUCUAGCGAGUCGCCAUCCGAGAGAGAUAUUUACAUGCUCGGGAAACUACUGACCGAAAUUGUGUUGUUAAGUCGAGAAGCGAUCGGAGAAAGUUUAGAUCAAGUGAUGGAUCAAGUGAUGCAAGAACAAAAGUAUUUAGAUAGUGAGGAUUUAAGAGGGGUUGAAAGAGUUGUGAGAAUUGCAUUGUGGUGUAUGCAAAAUCAAUCAUUUUUAAGACCUUCAGUUGGUGAAGUGGUGAAGGUUUUAGAAGGUACACUUUCUGUUGAUAGACCUCCUGCUAGUUUUGCUUAUAGAAAUGGUGAUGUUCAAGAGAUAACAGAUGCAGGUGGUGGAGAAAUAGAACAAGUGUCUAAAGGGUAGUUUUGUAAUUUACUUGACUUUUGUAAUAGUAGUCUGACUUUAGAUGGUAGUUUACUAGGUUUUUUUUUUUUUUUUUUUUUUUUUUUUUUUUUUUUUU